GCAUUUUAGCGGUUUCCCUCCAUUUCCGUUGCAGGAUGACCUGUCAGGUGUUACGUGCGUCUCGGUCCACACCAGAAGCGGCGCGCUGUGUUGCGUCUGUGUGUCAACUCAGAAGAAAUGCCAUCUCAACCAAGUGAUCUUCCGUCUCUUCCUCUCGGAUUUUGAUCACCGUCAGCAGGUCGGAUCGCCUCGCUUUUUAUGUUUCCGUGGCUGCUGAUUGAAUGGCUGUCAUGACUUGUGCCCUCAGGACCGUGAAGAUACGAAAGCAGGAUGAAAAUCCCUCCUUUGGCGUUUAUGCGUCCUUCCAACCUCUCAGUAAUUACAGCCGGUAAUUAGACUGGGAAUCUCGGUGAAAUUUACUGAUCAAACAAUGGGCAGACCUUCAUUGUAUCGACAUAAAAGACAAAGACGUUUCCUGGCUGUGAAUUCAUUUAAACAUUGCCAUGGAGAAGAGUUCGGACUAAAACACGGGGAAAUUUGAUAACACAGUGGAGGAGCGAGAGCCUGGAGGUGACGACAUGGUCAUCACCGAUAGAAACACCCCUGUACUUAAAAAGGAGCCCCAGAGUAAGACGAGGAGGAAGUCCCGCCCUCAUGGCCUGCCGUCUCCGGCGCUCUGCUGCGCCUGCGGCCUGUGCAUCAUGCUGGCUGGACUCAACAUCACCCUGGUGGGAGCGUUCGCCUUCAGCACACUGGUGCCUUCUGCCAACCCCCCGAUCAUCAUCGGACCUAUCCUUCUGCUGGUGGCCUUCUCCUUUUUUGGCGCCUGUUGCGUGUGCAGCCGCCUCCCACCUCCCCACAGCUCACGGAGGUCUAAAGUGGGUGGCAGGGGUGCGGGGCUGAUGGGACACGGCGGGCUGGCUGGUGGGGCGGUGUUUGAAAUAGAGACCAGCGAGCACACGCUGCAGGAUACUACAGCUGUGCAGCUCAGCCCCACAUCCUCCCCAGGGUCAUCCCGGGCGUCAAGCCCAGGAAAAGAGGCUCCUGACGUGGCUCCGCCAGGGUCCUGUAACCACGUCACCAUGGAGACCAACGGCCCUUUUUCUGUUUCCACCACCGCAGUCUACUCAGCCUCCGCGGCAGCAGGAGGGGAGGUGAGGCUCAACCUGCCACGUGAGGAAGUGGUCGCCUAGCAGAGCAGAAACUCUUCCAGGGCCGGAGCGCUGCCAGUGUAAAUAUCCUUCUGGGUCGAGGGCUCGCUGAGUGUGAUCGUGUCCUCUAGUUUACGUGGUGCCAUAUUUCUGGUUGUGAACAGUAUGCUUUUAUUUUUAUUUUUUUAUUUUUUUCUCUGCAGCCAACAGGUAAUUAGCAUGCAAAGUCAAUAAAACAUCCAAGUGUUUGUGGAUCACAGGAAUUCAAAUUCCUACCUCUCUUGUGCUGUUUUUUCCUACAGGUCUUUGUUUUUUAA
Plectropomus leopardus (leopard coralgrouper) is the source of this 1408-nucleotide messenger RNA. It is a transcript of the gene tmem275a, whose product is annotated as transmembrane protein 275a. NCBI's taxonomy places the organism in Eukaryota, Metazoa, Chordata, Actinopteri, Perciformes, Serranidae. The record is from RefSeq and is a predicted model, not a curated record.